UCACAAGGAAACCCUAAGGCAAUGGCCAGCUUCCGGGACUUGAGCCGGGCGUCGUGGGGCAGUGAGGCGUGGAAGGCGCUGAUGCGGGUGCGCGAUGCCGCUCCCGUGGUGCAGUGCAUCACCGAUUUCUCGGCGUCCAUGGAGCUCAUGGCUAGCGCUGUCAUGGCGACUGGAGCAAGCCCGGCCAUGGUGCAUGCCGUGGAAGAGAUCCGCGAGUUCACGGCCAGCCGGGCCAAUGCCGUGUGCAUCAACGUGGGAACGCUGUCGCCCGAGUGGCUCUUCUCCAUGAAGGUGGCGGCUGCGCAGGCUGAGGAGCUCCAAAAGAUAUGGGUGCUGGAUCCAGUGGGCGCUGGUGCCACCAAGUUUCGCACCGCCAAGUGCCUGGAGCUGAUCAACCUGCGGCCCACCGUCAUCCGGGGCAACCAGAUGGAGAUCAUGGCCCUCGCCGGGGCCUCGGCGUCGCCCAACAAGGAUGGCUCCAACCCCACCAGCGAUGGCCUCGAGGCUGCCAAGGAGCUGGCGCGCAUUUCUCAAUCCAUCGUCUGCGUGUCAGGAGCCAUGGACCUGGUGACCGACGGCAAGCGCGUGCUGGGCGUGAGCAACGGCGUGCCCAUGAUGCACAAGAUCACAGCAUCCGGGAGUGCCAUGACUGGCCUCAUUGCGGCCUUCGUCUCCGUCCACCCGCCCCCCCGGGCCCUCGAGGCUGCUGCCUUCGCUCUCGCAAUCUUUGGCCUCGCCGGCGAGCUGGGAAUGGAGAAAGCCAGCGGCCCCGCCUCGCUCGCCAUGCAUCUCGUCGAUGCACUUCACCAGCUCGCUUCCGAGGAGUCGCUGGUAACAUCGCGCAUCAAGAUUGGCCAGAUCUAGCUGAUCUCUCCUCUUCUAAAGAAAACCCACAUAUAUAACUUAUAUAAAAUCCACAGUCUCCGGCUCCUUCA
Molecule: messenger RNA, 935 nt
Organism: Selaginella moellendorffii
Lineage: Eukaryota; Viridiplantae; Streptophyta; Lycopodiopsida; Selaginellales; Selaginellaceae
Product: hydroxyethylthiazole kinase
Exons: 2
Coding region: 22-864 (280 amino acids)
Biological process (GO): thiamine biosynthetic process
Molecular function (GO): ATP binding; magnesium ion binding; hydroxyethylthiazole kinase activity
Source: RefSeq, a predicted model, not a curated record